AUGACGAGUAAUGAUAACUCUCCGUCUUAUACUGGACCAUUACAGAAUAUUGGUGACCUAUGGAACGUUUUCAGUCAAAAUACUGGAUUCCAUGGUGUUAAUAAACUAUCAGGAAACACGAGCAGAACGAAAAUAAGAAUGUUACUAUGGAUUUGUGUUAUUCUAUCGUGUGGUAUUUACCUUACAGUCACAGUUGUACAGGAGAUUAAACUUUACUAUAGUUAUCCAACAACAAUGACUCAGUAUACCAAACCACAAAAUGAAAUAGAGUUUCCAACAGUGACAGUUUGCAAUCUAAACUCACUAAAUAAAAGUGCGAUUAGCAAUGAUUCAAGAAUAGAAAAUUAUUACUCAAGCGUUAGUCUGGUUUCUGUGCACUUUCCGAGUAAACCUAUAAAUUGGAGCGAUCCCAUCUUUGAACAAGAGGGGUUUUACCUGAACCGAACAUUAGAAGAUGUAAUGAUAGAUCAGAAAAAAGUUCUUGAUCCAGGUGGGCUAUUGGUAUCUGCAAAUUUUGAUUUUAGCCCCUUAGAUGUCAAGAAAUACUUCCAAAUUAAACUUUAUCCAAACAGAGCAUGCUUCACAUCUAAUCCAAACAUGAAAAUAAAAUCGAAACAUGAAGGCUCAGAGUUUCAUAUGACCUUAAUGCUUGAUUUGGACACUGCAAAUAACUACUAUGGCACCACGUACGGCGAAGGACUUCAGUUCAUAGUUCACGAUGCGAAUGAAGAUCCUAUUCACCAAGGCAUAAAUGGUUUUUACGUUAGGCCAGGAAGAGACGUGUUUGCGUCAGUGCAUAAGAAAAGGUACGAGUAUUUGCCAAAGCCCUAUGAAGCAAUGGAGAAUAUGUACUGCAAAGAUCAAAAGAACGAUGAUGGUUCUAAAUAUUACAGAACCUGUGAAUACAUUAUACAAGGAUUAUUUAAAACAGUGAUACAAUACGUACAUUUCGUUGUAGAUGAAUAUUACUGCUCUAAGUUUGAAGUGGCUAACUGUACUACGAAAGCUAUAGGAGAUUUCUACAAACAAGCAAAGCUAGCUUGUGAUUGUCCAUUGCCGUGUACGUUUACACAGUAUGAAGUUUCUCUGACUUCAUCACUGUUCCCAUCAGACUUCUACAGUAAGAAGGCAUUUGAUGUCAGAGGGGAAGAACAUUUAGACUACUACAGGCAAAACUAUGUCAACCUUCAUAUUUAUUUUGACCAGCUGUCUACAACAAUUUCACAGCAGGUUCCAAAAUAUUCGUCGGCUGGUGAUAUAUUUGCUAACCUUGGUGGCCAGAUGGGAUUGUUUCUUGGAGCCAGCAUUGUAACGUUGACAGAACUUUGCGAGUUCCUGAUCUUUGCUUUCUUGACAUUCAUUAUCAAUGUUAUAAAAAGGGGACAAACUAAAGUGCAAACAAUUUCUAUUCAGCAAUAA
Molecule: messenger RNA, 1419 nt
Organism: Mytilus trossulus (common blue mussel)
Lineage: Eukaryota; Metazoa; Mollusca; Bivalvia; Mytilida; Mytilidae
Product: acid-sensing ion channel 4-B-like
Exons: 8
Coding region: 1-1419 (472 amino acids)
Biological process (GO): sodium ion transmembrane transport
Cellular component (GO): plasma membrane
Molecular function (GO): ligand-gated sodium channel activity
Source: RefSeq, a predicted model, not a curated record